AUAAAGGUGAAGAGGAAGUGGUACAGAAAAGGGUGGAGCCAACAGGUGAGUUUCAAAGCAGAGCGACAUGAGGAAAGAGCAGGGCAACAGAACAGAGAGAGACUGACAGAAAGAAAAGCUGGUGGAUGCCAAAUAUCAAACGCCGGAGUUAUGGGGAUUAUAGAGCAAUGGACGCUGACAGAGAACCGCUAAUAUCAAACCUCAAGUGAUUCUCAUUCUGAGAAGCAGCACAGAGGCAGUGGAUGCCUGGGACAUAAUACCAUUAACAAACACAUUGAGUCACUCAGCCUAACACAAGGAGCAUGCCACGAUGUCAUCUAAUGCUAAUUCCAGUGACGAGUGUCAACCAACCGACAGAAUCUGUGUGAUCACACUGCACGAACAGGAACUGAUCAUUGUGCCGGUCCUGUUCCUCGCCUUCUUCCUGGUCGUCAUGCUGAUCGUGCUCCUGCUGAGGUACUGCCCGAAGAGGAAGGACAGCAAAGGACCCGGCGUAACCCGAGCCCGUCCACACGGCAACGGCAGGUCAAGCAGACGCACGGAGAGGCAGAGCGCCAGACAGAACCUCCAGGGCAUAGAGGCUCCCGUGGAGCUGAACCCACUGGAGCAUGAGUUACCUUGGAGCGCUCCAACCAGGCCCGACGCACAAGUAACCGUGGCCGCGGAACCGCGGCCGCUCGGCACAUUCAACCUGGUCACUCCGGUGCCCAUCUCCUUCUCUGUCAAAGCUAACGACGCGGUCACGCUCUACCGAGCGAGGUCAAAUAACAGAAACGUGAUUCUACGAACUCUUAAGGAGCCAGAAAAUCCCAGCGAGCGCCAGUCCUUCCUGGGGUUUGCCUCCUUCCUGUCUGAGCUGGGGCCCCACCCCUUCCUGCCUGGCCUGUUGGGCGUGGUCUCGCUGCGUUCUCCCCUCAUCAUUGUGAUGGAGGAACUGGAGCACAGGGAUCUGCUGGGGUUCCUGUGGCGGUGUCGACAGGGCACAGACAGUGAGCACCCAUGUGACAUCACUGAGAAACAAAUCUUCAUCAUGGCCGGACAAGUGGCUUCUGCUCUGGAAUACCUGCAUGGUAGGAGCUGUAUCCAUGGUAACGUUGGAGCUCGGAGCGUGCUGGUUGGCCGAGGCCUGACGGCUAAGUUGUGGGGAUUGGGUCCGGCUUACCGCAGGAAAACACAGGCGGGAAGCCCCAGAGAGCUGGAGGACUUUGAGAUGAGGAAGUGGCAGGCCCCUGAAGUACUGGGCAGGAGAUUUGUCAGUCAAAGCAGUGACAUCUGGUCUUUUGGUAUCCUACUCCAUGAAAUGGUCACGUUAGGUGACCCACCAUUCCCUAAAAUCAUGGCCAGCGAUCUUCUUCAAUUCCUACAGAGGGGGAAGACUCUGAAGAGAGCGGCUAAUUGUUCCAACUCAAUGUAUUCCAUUAUCAAGGCCUGCGGCCAGUUCGCACCACACGAGCGCCCUGCAUUUGCUGAGCUGAUCCGGAAGCUCCAAUCGGGAGAGAAAAGUGCCAGCGAUAAGACAGUACUUCGGGUGCAUGAGCCACUGGACAUCGAGAAGUACAUGCGUGAGGCGGGAUAUGGAGAUGCCUACAAUUACGCCGUUCUCUGAGAGGCUCCUGGACUUACCUACGUUCAGGGUUGCUUUUCCCACAUUAUGAUGAAGCCGACUGAUAAAUACUCACAAUCUCACAAAAGCGAGUUCACCCCUCACAUUAUUGUAAAUAUUGGAUUGUAUCAUUUCAUGUGACAACACUGAAGAAAUGACACUUUGCUACAAU
Messenger RNA from Esox lucius (northern pike), 1775 nucleotides. RefSeq names its product serine/threonine/tyrosine kinase 1a (gene styk1a). NCBI's taxonomy places the organism in Eukaryota, Metazoa, Chordata, Actinopteri, Esociformes, Esocidae. Gene Ontology annotation, cellular component: signaling receptor complex. Bases 311 to 1606 code for a protein of 431 amino acids. The transcript is spliced from 10 exons. The record is from RefSeq and is a predicted model, not a curated record. Gene Ontology annotation, biological process: multicellular organism development; positive regulation of kinase activity; protein phosphorylation. Gene Ontology annotation, molecular function: transmembrane receptor protein tyrosine kinase activity; ATP binding.